Girardinichthys multiradiatus is the source of this 749-nucleotide messenger RNA. RefSeq names its product neuropeptide Y (gene npy). The transcript is spliced from 4 exons. The record is from RefSeq and is a predicted model, not a curated record. Gene Ontology annotation, molecular function: neuropeptide hormone activity; neuropeptide Y receptor binding. The coding region runs from base 49 to 429 and encodes 126 amino acids. Gene Ontology annotation, biological process: feeding behavior; neuropeptide signaling pathway. Gene Ontology annotation, cellular component: extracellular region. Lineage: Eukaryota; Metazoa; Chordata; Actinopteri; Cyprinodontiformes; Goodeidae.
UUUUGUUUUUUUUCUGCAGCGCGUCUGGUGCGCACUGAUAUAAACCCCAUGGCGCGCACCGAGCGCGCAGAGGAGCAGAGAAGAAACAACAGGGCAGCGCGCAAAUCUCACUUAGACCUUCUGAGAAAUAUGCAUCCCAACUUGGUGAGCUGUCUGGGGACUCUGGGGUUCCUGUUGUGGGCGCUGGUCUGCCUGGGAGCCUUGACGGAGGGGUACCCGGUGAAACCGGAAAACCCCGGGGAGGACGCUCCAGCGGAGGAGCUGGCCAAGUACUACUCAGCCCUGAGACACUACAUCAACCUCAUCACAAGACAGAGGUAUGGAAAGAGGUCCAGUCCUGAAAUUCUGGACACACUGGUCUCAGAGCUGCUGCUGAAGGAAAGCAGAGACACACUUCCACAGUCAAGAUACGAUCCAUCAUUGUGGUGAUGGCUCUCAGUCGCCCUCCGCCUCGGUCACUUCUGAUACUCUCAUGUGUAUAUGUCUGUCAGUUCCUGCUGUUCUGCAUCACCACUCUGUCUCUGCAUAGGUUGCUUGUCUGAAUGGUCACAUAGCUUAUCUCACCCUCUGUCUGUGUAUAGGCUAUAAUUAACACAGCUUACAGUACAGUCUGAACCAUGAAAUUGUAAAUAGUUUAAUUAGUCAUUAUCUGGGAACCCCAAUAGAACAUGGAGGAGGGGCAUGUUGAUUGUAUUGUAUAUUUGUGCUAUUAAACAAUCACUGUUUGAAUAAAAGCAUUUUGGAAUCUG